This is a messenger RNA of Sorghum bicolor (sorghum), 1281 nucleotides long. Its product is annotated as glucan endo-1,3-beta-glucosidase GII. Gene Ontology annotation, molecular function: hydrolase activity, hydrolyzing O-glycosyl compounds. Gene Ontology annotation, cellular component: plasma membrane. The record is from RefSeq and is a predicted model, not a curated record. The transcript has 2 exons. The coding region runs from base 91 to 1083 and encodes 330 amino acids. Gene Ontology annotation, biological process: carbohydrate metabolic process. NCBI's taxonomy places the organism in Eukaryota, Viridiplantae, Streptophyta, Magnoliopsida, Poales, Poaceae.
CUUGUAUAAAUAGGGUAGCCAACUCAGUACAUUUUCGUGCAAAAAACGUACACGGUGCAACGUAUAUAUAUUACACGGCGAAUUGAGAGUAUGGCCUCCGUGCUUGCCGCCACGGCAUUGCUCAUUGGAGCCUUGGCCUUGGCGUCCAUCCCAACAGCGGUGCAAUCCAUCGGCGUGUGCUACGGCACCCAGGGCGACGGCCUACCGUCGGCAGCCGACGUGGUCCAGCUCUACCAGUCCAAGGGAAUCGGCGCCAUGCGCAUCUACUCCCCAGACGCCACCAUUCUGCAGGCCCUGCGCGGCUCCGGCAUCGACGUCAUCGUCGACGAGACCAACCUCGACGCGCUCAUCUCCGACGCCGGCAGCUGGGUGCAGGCCAACGUGCAGCCGUACAUCGGCGACGUGAAGUUCAAGUACAUCGCCGUCGGCAACGAGGUGGAAGGCAGCGACACGCAGAAGAUCCUCCCGGCCAUGCAGAGCCUCGCCGGCGCGCUCUCCGCGGCAGGGUUCGGCGACAUCAAGGUGUCCACGGCCGUCAAGAUGAGCGUGCUCGCCACGUCCUCGCCGCCGUCCAGCGGCGCGUUCAAGGACUCCUCCGUCAUGGGCCCCGUCGUCAGGUUCCUCGCCGGCAGCGGCGCGCCGCUGCUGGCCAACGUCUACCCCUACUUCGCCUACCGGGACGCCGGCGGAUCGAUCGACCUCGGCUUCUCGCUCUUCGAGCAGAGCUCGACGACGGUGAACGACGACGGACAUGUCUACACCAACCUCUUCGACGCCAUGGCCGACGCGAUCUACUCGGCCAUGGAGAAGGAAGGUGAGUCCGGUGUGCCCAUCGUCGUGUCGGAGAGCGGGUGGCCGUCGGACGGCGGCGGCUUGGGGGCGUCGGUGGACAACGCGCAGACCUACAACCAGAACCUGAUCAACCAUGUCGGCAAUGGCACGCCCAAGAGGUCCGGGCCGCUGGAAACCUACAUAUUCGCCAUGUUCAACGAGAACAAGAAGCAGGGGGACGAGACGGAGAAGCACUUUGGGCUCUUCAACGGGCAGGACAAGUCCCCGGUGUACCCUAUUAGUUUCUCAUGAAAAGGACGAUCGACGGGGAAAUUAAAGCUGAAAAAGACAUUCUUAUAUGAUCAAACUAUAUAUAGUAUGUGAUUUUUAGCUUCUUGUACGGGCUAUGUACUAUACGUAAGAUUAACCCCAGGAAAUAAUAAUACUACCUGGCGGUGGCAUUCUUAUAUCUCGAUCAAUAAAAUAUUAAGCGAGUGUUGUUACAUUUCA